Molecule: messenger RNA, 909 nt
Organism: Saccharomycopsis crataegensis
Lineage: Eukaryota; Fungi; Ascomycota; Saccharomycetes; Ascoideales; Saccharomycopsidaceae
Product: DnaJ homolog subfamily C member 17
Exons: 1
Coding region: 1-909 (302 amino acids)
Biological process (GO): spliceosomal complex disassembly
Cellular component (GO): spliceosomal complex
Source: RefSeq, a predicted model, not a curated record
AUGGUGGAAUAUACAUUCGAAGACCUCAAGAAACAGAAUAUUGAUAUCUAUGCGGCAAUAGGUACCAACAACCUUGCUAGUGAUGCCCAGAUCAGAAAGUGUUACAGACUACAAGCGUUGAAGUAUCAUCCAGAUAAGAAUCCGUCUGCCAGCGCUCUUCAGAAUUUCCACAGGAUCACAGAUUACUACAAAUUUUUAACAAACAAUAAAGAGCAAAGGGCAAAAUAUGAUGAAUGGCUAGCUCACAAGGACAAAGUAAGGUCCACCGAUUAUGAGGACCAGAAGCGCCGAGAGCUAGAGUUGCUUGAAAAACGCUGGAUGGAAGAGGAACGACAUGAGAAGCAAAAUAAGCAGUUGAUUGAGAGAUUGAGGGAUGAGGGAAUGAGACAAAGGUUGAUUAUGGAAGAAGAAAGGUUUUAUAAGAGCCAUCACGCCAGCGAAAUCCAAGAUGUAUUGAUCACUGAUGACCUACGAACCGUAGAAGUGAAGUGGAAAUUGAAAGAAUCGAUCAAGGACAUGUUUAACGAAGCAGUGUUGACACAUCUAAUGGAAGUUUUUGGUCCUGUAAAACUGUGCCAGAUCAUCAAGGGUGAUGAAAAAUACGGAUAUGGAUCGGUCAUAUUCGACUCAGUUAUAUCAGUAAUGAAAAUCAGUGAAUUGGGUGAUCUUGAAAAAAGAGGUUUACGAGUGUGGGAAAAUAGCGGAUAUCGUACUCUUGGAAAGCUCAUUAAAAGUGUUCGAUGGAAGUAUCAGGAUGGAAAUAAUAGUGACUUGAGGCCUAGUGAUGCGAUCCUUAAAAAAAUCAUGGAAAAGCGACGGAUCGAUUAUCAGGAUACCACGGCAAUUAGGGGGUUAGAGUUUGGUGACUACAAAGAGAUAACAUUGAUGAGGUUGAGCAAUGUUUUAUAA